ACUCCUCCCACCUGCUAAUAUUUACUUCUUUGAACCCUUUUAUAUUCCCUCCUAGCUCCCUAAUCCACAGCACUUCAAAAUCUCUCAACCCUCUUCUCUGUUCUAUCUCUUGGUGUUCUUCCCAGAAGCUAGACACAAUGCAGAGCAAAAGAAGCCAUGUCUCUCUUACCAUGCUUGCACUUCUUGUUGUGUUGCUUUCUCAGAACCUUGUGAUCAUUCCUGUAAUGUCCUCUACUGUUGGAGAGCAGAAGAACUAUUACACUCCAGAUCCACAUGCUGGGACUCCUCCCACAGGUUUCUCUGAUUCUCUAUGCUCACACAAGAGUCCUCCUCCAUCUCCUCAUCAUGGCUCUGGAGGUGGCCAUGGAAGCACUCCACCCUCACAUGGAGGAGGUGGAGGUUACUACAACCCACCUUCAUCACCAUCACCACCCAAAGGUGGAAACUGUGGAUCUUCACCCCCACAUGACCCUUCUACUCCAACAACCCCAUCAACACCACAUACACCAUCAACACCUCAUACACCAUCAACUCCAACACCAUCAACUCCAACACCAUCAACCCCAUCACCAUCAACCCCAUCAAACCCUCCAGGUGGGUACUAUAACUCCCCACCACCAUCUGGAGGAGGUAGCCCCUCAUCUCCACCAAUCUCUUUGACCCCACCAAGCACCCCAACUGACCCUGGCACCCCAAUUGACCCUGGCACCCCAAGCAUCCCCUCACCCCCUUUCUUCCCUGCCCCAUCUCCCUUCACUGGCACAUGCAACUACUGGAGCACUCACCCAGGAAUCAUUUGGGGAAUCCUUGGCUGGUGGGGAAAUUUAGGGAGUGCAUUUGGUGUGACCAAUGCUCCAGGGUUUGGUGCUGGUAUCAGCUUGCCUCAAGCACUUUCCAACACAAGAAGUGAUGGGCUAGGAGCACUCUACAGAGAAGGCACAGCUUCCUAUCUCAACUCCUUGGUCAACAGCAAGUUCCCCUUCACAACCAACCAAGUCAGGGAAAAAUUUGUGGCAUCUCUUCACUCAAACAAGGCUGCAGCAGCACAAGCCCGCCUCUUCAAGAUGGCCAAUGAAGGAAAGAUGAAGCCAAGACCCUGAUCUAGAUUAAGUUUCUUUGGUGUGUCAGUUUAUUAUUGAGUUAAGAACAACAUUCAAUCUCUAAGGUUUCUGCUAGUUUGUGUUUUUUUGUUUAAGACUCCCAUUUUGUGCUGAUUUAUCUUGAGAUGGAUCUCAUUUGAAAUUGAAUGCAAGCUUUAUGGUUUUAGUUU
Molecule: messenger RNA, 1270 nt
Organism: Lotus japonicus
Lineage: Eukaryota; Viridiplantae; Streptophyta; Magnoliopsida; Fabales; Fabaceae
Product: protodermal factor 1-like
Exons: 3
Coding region: 138-1100 (320 amino acids)
Source: RefSeq, a predicted model, not a curated record